AUGGUUCUUCGAAAGAAAACCCCAAGACUCCCUGGAAAAGGUCCCGAAUUAGCACAUCUAGCAAAUUUCCCAAAUGAAUUUGAGAUUAAUAAAGAAGUGGUACCGGAAAGUGAAGUCAUAAUCGGCUAUAAUAGACGCAAGAAGAACCCUGAAACUACCAUGGCAAAAAUCCGCAGAAAUACUAUUGACAAUGUAAUCCAACAAGUUAAUCAAGAGAUUAUGGAAUAUAUGGGUACUCAAGAACAUAAUCAAGGUGGAGAAGAGGAACCACCUAAACAAGAAGAAGAAGAAAAUGAAAAUGAAGCGAAUGACAAUGAUGACAGUGAAGAAGACGAGGAAGAUGGAGAUAAGGAUGGAGAUAAUGAAGAUGGCAAAUCAGGGGAGGACUCGGAUGAAGAGGAUGAGGAAGAGGAACAAGGAGAAAUAAUUCAAAAAAAAUCCUAG
Messenger RNA from Papaver somniferum (opium poppy), 444 nucleotides. Its product is annotated as probable ATP-dependent RNA helicase ddx56. NCBI's taxonomy places the organism in Eukaryota, Viridiplantae, Streptophyta, Magnoliopsida, Ranunculales, Papaveraceae. The coding region runs from base 1 to 444 and encodes 147 amino acids. The transcript has 2 exons. The record is from RefSeq and is a predicted model, not a curated record.